Molecule: messenger RNA, 5276 nt
Organism: Gallus gallus (chicken)
Lineage: Eukaryota; Metazoa; Chordata; Aves; Galliformes; Phasianidae
Gene: SCMH1
Product: Scm polycomb group protein homolog 1
Exons: 15
Coding region: 2196-4271 (691 amino acids)
Biological process (GO): regulation of DNA-templated transcription
Cellular component (GO): nucleus
Molecular function (GO): protein binding
Source: RefSeq, a predicted model, not a curated record
AGCGCUCCAUGGCCGCGCCGCUGGCACAGCCGCAGCCUCUCCUCUGUCAGCCGCCGCUCGCAGACCCUCGUUGCCGUUGGGUAAACCGGGUGAUGGGCUCAUUAAAAGAGAGCAAAUGAGUGCACGAGUGGCACCCGCUGCAAGCUGUGGCUCCGCGCUGGAGCCCGGCCAGCCCCUCCACACUGCCUUCCUGCGGUGCCAUUGGGGUGGCGUUGACCUCUGGGUCGCUGGGCCAGGAACUCGAUGAGUUCUGCAGCACGGUUGGUGCCUGCAGCUGAGAGACGCUGCUGGGGCGCACAGCACCGCCGUUAUCCAUCAGCUGGCUGCUGUCGGCAGCCUGAGCUCGUGUCCUUGCCUUACGCUUAGUUUACAAGGGUCUGUAAAACUUGAUGUCAGUGCUGGGGCACGGCGUGCCCACAGAGCAGCUGGGGCGGCCGCUUGGCUCCUGGGCGAGCCUGGGUGUGCACAGCCCUUCUGCUUCACGUUCCUUCUUCUGCACACCUUCCUGCUGCCCUCGUGCAGCAUUCAGCCAUCCCUGCUGCUGGGCUGCACCUGACCCUGCGUGUGCUUUGAGCCUCUUCCUUUCUGUCACACACUCCAGGGCGCAUCUUGCUCUCUCCAUCUCCGCAGCUGAAUUUAACCUCUCAAAGGCUUUUUUUCUCACAUCCCAAGCUCUGUUGCUGUCCUCAUUUCGUACAGGCUUGUUUUCUACCCUGCAGAUCUCUGCCCUUCUCUGCACGCCGCUGCUGACCCGCGCUGUGGUCGGCUGAGCCCCCCACUGCAUGGGGCUCAGUGACCCCAUUCUCAGUAGGUCUGAGUGCUGCUAUGGGACAAAGGAGUGCAGCUCUGGCGUUUGUUUGCAUAUUGAGUGGUGGGUUUGUGGCAAGGGAGCUGGCAGCACUGUGAGCCCCAUCGUGCUCCAUCUGGAGGAGCUGCUGGGAGCACUCAGUGCUGGGUUCCCAACCGUGUUCUGUUUGCAUUGGGGCUCUGAUCACUUUCCUGCCUUUUGCUUGCUGCAGAAGUUCAGCUUGCAAUGAGACAAGCGGGUUUGGAGUCUCAAGUUGCACAUUUAUGUUUAAAAACUUUCUUGAUACAAUGGCCAUGAGAAGUGGGGCAAGGUGGAGCAGCAGCUUCAGAUCCUCCUGCAGGGUUGGCAGGCUCCUCUGUAAGGCAGAAAUGUCCAAAGGAAAACCAUCCCCAGCAGCAGGCAGUGGGGCUGUCUGUACUUCUGUCCCCAGUUCCAGGCUGGGGCUCCCAGCAGUGAGGUCUCACUGGGCUGAAGGAGAAUUGAAGGGAUGCACUCAGUGGGCAGCAUUGGCAGUAGGGGACGGUCAGACUGGAUGACCUUGGAGGUCUUUUCCAGCCUUGGUGAUUCGGUGAUCCUCUGCCUUCAGGGUGUGCUGCAGUUGCUGCUCCAGCCCUGCCCCAUAGCUGGGGGUUACGGUGAUGGCUUUGUGGUUCGGCUUGUGUUCCCGCACUCUGGGUUCUCCCUGCCCACUGUGCUGCUGGCACAGCUUUGGCACACUGCUGGCCACGUGUGUUCAGUGCAGCCCGUGUGCCUCACCGCCCUGCGGCCGCUCCGUCAUUUCAUACUGCUGUCAGCUGGGAGUCUGUGAGUGCUGCUGAGCUCUGCUGGCGUUUCACGCCAUGCGAGUGCCCAGCAUGGAGUUUAAUGGCUGGCAGACAGGCUCGGUGAGAGCACCGUGUCUCAGCGAGCUGCUUGGCAGGCUCUGAGCACACCUCCAUCGCUGCAGGACAGCCUGCUGGUUGCUUCGUGGCCGUGAAUUCUGUUUGUAUUGGUGCCUGCCAAACUCAGCAGUCUCCCAGCACUGUGCACGGGACGGUGGAAGGCCUCGUGGUGCACUGCGUGCUCUGCACACCGGGCAGCACUGCUGUUGGUUAUGUGAGCAGGAGAGACCGGCUGUGCUCUGUGCAGAGCUGCCCGCCCGUCCUCUGGGGGUGACGUUGCUGUGCUGUGUCACAUCGCUCCUUCUGGCUAAGAGUGCACAGAAGUUUCUGCUGAGUGCUUGCUGGAUUGCUCCGUUUGCAGCUCAGGGUGCGUCGCCUCUUGGGGGAUUUGAGCUCCUUCAGUCGCAGCUGAGCCCGGAGUUCUGCACAGGAUAAAAAUAGCAGGCGGCGUCUUCGGUUGCGUAAAGGCGAGUCGCUCCCACGAUAAGGACGGCAGCAGUGAUAGAAUGCGGAAACCGGGGCCCCAGAAAGCCAUAGACUGGAAGGAUGGUAAGAAGCACAAGUACGGCCGCCCGCCAGAGUCCCCCUCCCAGUACCAAGGUCACUUUACCUGGGAGAAAUACCUGAAGGAGACAUGUGCUGUCCCAGCGCCCCCCCAUUGCUUCAAGCAGUCCUACACUCCUCCUGCCAACGAGUUCAAGAUCAAUAUGAAACUGGAAGCCCAGGACCCGCGGAACACCACAUCCACGUGCAUCGCCACGGUGGUGGGGCUGACGGGCGCGCGCCUCCGCCUGCGCCUCGACGGCAGCGACAACAAGAACGACUUCUGGCGGCUGGUGGACUCAGCUGAGAUCCAACCCAUCGGGAACUGUGAGAAGAACGGAGGGAUGCUGCAGCCUCCUCUGGGCUUCCGGCUGAAUGCCUCCUCCUGGCCCAUGUUCCUCCUGAAGACUCUGAAUGGAGCAGAGAUGGCUCCCAUCCGGAUAUUUCACAAGGAACCACCAUCUCCAUCCCAAAACUUCUUCAAGACAGGUAUGAAGCUGGAGGCGGUGGACAGGAAGAACCCUCACUUCAUCUGCCCGGCCACCAUUGGGGAGGUGAGAGGUUCUGAGGUCCUCAUAACAUUUGAUGGCUGGAGAGGUGCCUUCGAUUACUGGUGCCGAUAUGAUUCCCGGGACAUCUUUCCCGUAGGCUGGUGCUCGCUGACUGGAGAUAAUCUGCAGCCCCCUGGAACAAAAGUUGUGAUUCCAAAGAGCCCUUUACCUGCCUCCGAAGUAAACUCGGAGAAGCCUAGCAUGCACAGUAGCACAAAGACUGUUUUGGGGCAUCAACAAGGGCAAGGGCGUCGCAAAGCAGGGAAGAAGCGUGGUCGAACGACCAAAGCGCUAAUCCACCACCCCAUGCCUGCGCCCUCCAAAUCAGUGGAGCCUUUGAAAUUCCCCAGAAAGAGAGGCCCCAAGCCUGGCAGUAAGAGGAAACCUAGGACAUUGCUGAGCCCAGCACCCACCUCUCCAACCACCAGUACCCCUGAACCCGACACAAGCACUGUGCCCCAGGACGCUGCUACAGUCCCCAGCUCUGCCAUGCAGGCUCCCACAGUUUGCAUUUACUUGAACAAGAAUGGCAGUGCUGGGCCCCACCUAGACAAGAAGAAAAUUCAGCGGCUGCCGGACCACUUUGGACCAGCUCGAGCCUCUGUUGUCCUGCAGCAAGCAGUGCAGGCCUGCAUCGAUUGCGCUUACCAUCAGAAAACAGUCUUCUCCUUCUUAAAACAAGGCCACGGGGGAGAGGUCAUCUCAGCUGUGUUUGAUCGGGAACAGCACACUCUGAACCUGCCCGCAGUAAACAGUAUCACCUACGUCCUCCGCUUCCUGGAGAAGCUGUGCCACAACCUCCGCAGUGACAACCUCUUUGGGAACCAGCCUUUCUCCCAGCACAGCCACGCACCACGCUCACACGAGUACGACCACGACAGGUAUCUACCAGACAGAAGCAGUUCGUUAGACGGCACUCUGCAGGGACCAGGCCGGGGUACAAAGCGCUAUUGCCAAGAUUCCCCUCCGUACAGUGCUCCUCUCUCCCCCAAGUUACCAAAGAAUGACCGUCACCCGCUGGAAGGUGAAACCUUCGUGCUGGGAGACGGCCCCCCCGGGCCCCUUGAGCCUCGCAUGGACCCCAUGGACUCUGCCCUGAACGCCGUCAACGCCUCCGGUCACAGCCGAAGCUCCAGGGAGUUCCGCCUGCAGGGAUACCGGCACCUGCACCAGCCCUGCAGCCUCAGCCAGGGCAGCACCUCUGCGCUGGGCAGGCUCGGCUCCACGGGCUCCGAGCGGUACCGCGAGGGCACACGGCUCAGCAGCCGCGACCCCUCGUGCUGGACGGUGGAGGAGGUGAUGCAGUUCAUCCGGGAGGCAGACCCGCAGCUGGGACCCCACGCUGAUCUCUUCCGGAAGCACGAAAUCGACGGGAAGGCGCUGCUGCUGCUGCGCAGCGACAUGAUGAUGAAGUACAUGGGGCUGAAGCUGGGCCCGGCCCUGAAGCUCACCUACCACAUCGACAAGCUGAAGCAAGGCAAGUUCUGAGGACGCUCGGCAGGACGGCCCCCGCGCUCACCCGCAGUCCGUCCGCACGCACCCACCCACCCACGCCACCGCCGCAGCCCGGCUGCAGGGACGCACCACGCAGAGCCCUGUGCCCUCAGCCCCUCCUCCCCCCCUGGCUGCUUGGCCACGUGGAACAGGGUGGGUGGCCAUCCCCAGCCCCCAGCACUGCCCGUCUUCCACGCCAGCACGGAGCGGCUCAGCACCGGCCCCCCCGGGGGUCCUCCGUAUUUAUUUGGGACUGGGGAGGCCCAGGAGAUGGAGCGAGCCAGGGGGCUGAGGAGCGGGGCUGGGCACCGUGGGACUCAUCAGCCCUUCUCUCCCCUUCGCCUUUUUUUUAUGAUGAGGAGUUGUCCGUUGAAAACUAUGACUUUUUUUGUACCUGAUGUCGAACUCACAGCUCCUGGGGAUUUACAGCUGGAGGUGCAGAGCCCACCUCCCCGCAGCCGUCCUCCUCCCUGCAGCUCCGUCCCAGCCCGGUGCCGGGCAGGGGGCUCUGUCUGAUGUAUUUAUUUGCGAUGGCACUUGGGCUCUGAGCUGCCAGCCGGGGGUGCGGGGUCCAUCCCUGCACAUCCCCCAUGCAGCAGCGGGUGGGACCACAGAGCAGAGCCCCCGCACUGCCAGGGAGCUCUGCUGCACUGCUCCAUCCCUGGGGUACCCCCAAUGCUGCCCCACUUCCCCACAGCGCAGCUGGGGGGUGGGGGGGGAGGGGGGCAGGUUUACCCCAAAGGGGAAAGUUGCAAAGGAAAAAAAAAGAAAAAAAAAAGGCAAAACCUGCAAACCCAAAGUGACAGAAAGGCUUCCGUAAUACAGCACUGCCUGCACUGCUCCCUGCUCACAGGGGGGGUCCCACACAUGGGGGUCCCGCACCCCCCACCCGUACCUGCGCCGCUCCCGCUGCAGCCAGGCCCCCACGCGGGCUCAGCCCGUGUUUUCCUCUGCACUUAUUUUACGUCUAUUUGUUUAUAAAUAAAAGAAUAACGCAGA